Molecule: messenger RNA, 1715 nt
Organism: Gossypium raimondii (Peruvian cotton)
Lineage: Eukaryota; Viridiplantae; Streptophyta; Magnoliopsida; Malvales; Malvaceae
Exons: 3
Coding region: 624-1586 (320 amino acids)
Source: RefSeq, a predicted model, not a curated record
AAAGUAAAACAAAAAAAAAUCCAACCUUUGAAACCCAUUUACGUGCAUUUGCCCUAAGAAAGACCCAUCAUUCGCCACGUUUCUUUCUAUAACGAAAAUAAAUUUUCCCAGAUUCCAAACAGAAAAAAAAAAGGGCAAUUUUUUUAAAAAGGGAAAAACAUAAAAGAAGAGAAAAGGGUUUUCUUUUCGUUCUUUAUUUCAUCUCAGUUUUCUUUUUUGUAUUUAUUUUUACAUAAGAAACUUGUAAACACUUAACCUACAUUUGAAGAACACCUUGCUUCCUUCACUUUUGUUCUUUUUAUUUUAUAUAUAUAUAAUAUUCGUUUUCCCUAUUUCCAGAAACCAAAAACGUGGUUCAUCACAAUAUUUUCCGCCAUUUCUCAGAUCAUCCCUGAAAACCCAACCAAAAAAAUUCAACCUUUUUAUCAGUUUCACGUUUAUUUCACUCUAAAAAUAUCAAAAUUUCCCCUUUUUUUUUUUUAACUUUUUUUCUGCAACCCCAGAAUUUUCCAUUGCUUAAAAAUCGUUUCUUUGAUAAACUACUGUUAUAGUUACAAUUCUAUAAAAAAAAGUUCUAUUUUUUGGCGUGGGGGAAGGAUUGGAUAAGAGAUAAAAAAGAAAAAAUGGCGGGAGGAGGGAAAGGCAGGAAGGAGGCUCCUUUGGUGAUUAACAGCACCAAUGUUUUUGCUGCUCUUGGUAGUUUGAAGAAGAAGAAGAAGAAGGGGGGUGAAAAGGAAAAUCUGGGUUCAUCUUCUAAGAGCAAAGGGUUGAAAGGGUUGGGAAAUGAAGCAGAGAAAAAAGAGGUGUUUUGGGCCCCAUCACCUCUAAAGGUUAAGUCUUGGGCUGAUGUUGAUGAAGAAGAUGAUGAUGAUUAUUAUGCUUCAAUGGCUCCUCCUGGUUCUGCUUGGGGCAUUCCUAAAGAACCUGAACCUACUUUAGAGGAAAGUGAAAGCGAGGAAGAUGGUCUUGACGAAGUCGAUGAUGAAGUUGAAGAAGAACAUGAAAACGAAGCUGAGACACCAGUAGAAGUGCAGCCGGUUACUACCAAGCCUCCCGAAGCAUCUGCGGUUAAUAAAGAAGCGGAAAGACAGCUUUCGAAGAAGGAACUGAAGAAGAAAGGGCUCGAGGAACUGGAUGCUGUUCUUGCUGAGUUAGGAUAUACGAAACAGCAGACAGGUGGCUCGAAUGAUUCCCAUGGUGAUGAACAGGGGAAAAUUUCAGAGAGCAAUGGGAAAAUCGAAAAGAAAGAAAAAACUCCAGCCGAGAGCAAGAGCGCCAAAAAGAAGAAAAAGAAGGAUAAAUCAUCGAAGGAGGCGAAAGAAUCAUCACAGGUCCCAGGUGAAGGCAGUGUUAACAUCGGAAACGAUGCCAAAGAAGCCGGUGAAACCAAUAAGCCAGAAGAGACGCCUGCUGUUGAUGUGAAAGAGAAGCUGAAAAAAGUUGCUUCAGCUAAAAAGAAAAAAUCGAGUAAAGAGAUGGAUGCCGCGGCACGAGCUGCCGCCAACGAGGCUGCUGCGAGAAGUGCAAGGCUUGCUGCUGCAAAGAAGAAGGAAAAGAAUCACUACAAUCAGCAGCCGGUGCGGUAAAGUAGGUGAAAGGUUUUCGGGUUUUUUGGUUUUAUCAUUUAUAACUUUCAACAUCAUGGACAUUUUACCCUCCCUUUGUUCGUUUUUUGUUAAUGCGAAAAUAAACAUCAGUAUAUGGUUUUUGGUCAA